GUCAUUUCUCCUAUUGCCAAGGUCCUCCCACGGCGCUGCUGAGCGGCUGGAGUUAGUCCGCCACAGGAGACAGUCACUCUAGCCGGUGACUUGGUGGCGGGCAGAGGCUACCUGCCUUCCUGCCUUCCUGGCGCCGCCAUGUUGGAAGUGCAGGGUUCUAACCAUGGCUGCGAGCGCCAGGCUCGGACGAACAGCCCCGCCAGCUCCGCAGGGCACGCUGUGGAAGUGCGACCCGGGCUGUAUCUGGGUGGGGCAGCGGCGGUGGCGGAAUCGAACCACCUGCGGGAGGUGGGCAUCAGCGCCGUGCUGACGGUGGACUCGGAACCGACUUUCCCGGCUGGGGCUGGGUUCGAAGGUCUCCGGAGCCUCUUCGUGCCCGCGCUGGACAAACCCGAGACGGACCUGCUCAGCCACCUGGAUCGGUGCGUGGCCUUCAUCGGCCAAGCUCGCUCCGAAGGCCGUGGGGUGUUGGUGCAUUGGUCUCUUUUUCAGUCACGCAGGAGUCAGUCGCAGUGUUGCUGUGGUGACGGCUUUUAUAAUGAAGACCGAGCAGCUCACCUUUGAAAAGGCCUAUGAAAACCUGCAGACGGUCAGGCCAGAGGCUAAGAUGAAUGAGGGGUUUGAGUGGCAGCUGAAACUGUAUGAGGCCAUGGGAUACGAAGUCGAUACCUCCAGUGCCAUUUACAAGCAGUACCGUUUACAAAAGGUGACAGAGAAGUAUCCAGAACUUCGGAAUUUACCUCAAGAACUCUUUGCUGUUGACCCAACUACCAUUUCACAAGGAUUGCAAGAUGACAUUCUCUACAAAUGUAGAAAGUGCAGGCGAUCUUUAUUUAGAUGUUCUAGUAUUUUGGGUCAUAGCGAAGGAAGUGGGCCAAUGGCCUUUGCUCACAAGAGAACAGCACCCUCUUCAGCACUUACCACAGGGAGUCAGGCUCAGUGUACGUCUUACUUCAUUGAACCUGUGCAGUGGAUGGAAUCUACUUUGCUGGGAGUUAUGGACGGACAGCUUCUUUGCCCAAAAUGCAGUGCCAAGUUGGGUUCCUUUAACUGGUAUGGUGAACAGUGCUCGUGUGGUCGAUGGAUAACGCCUGCUUUUCAGAUACACAAGAACAGAGUGGAUGAAAUGAAAACAUUGCCGGCGCUGGGAUCACAAACAAAGAAACUGUGAACUUAGGGCCCAGCUUGGGAGAGAUCCUGUGAAAGGCACUUCUCCAUUGUUAAUCUUUCAUGGUUAGAUGUCAAAUUUCAUUUGGAAUGUCCGAAGAUAAUUACCGACUGUAACAGCUGUGGUUGGUAGCUUAUUAUGUGAUAUAAUAAGUUACAAGUUUUAAAGCUUCUAUGCCGUUUGAUCUAGCCCAUGCUUUAAGCAUGCUAGGCAAGCAUUCUACCUCUGAGCUAUAUCCGCAGAUUCUUAUGUUUUUAAAAGUUAUGCUUUGUUGUAUGUAGGUUAGGUGAUACUAAAGCCUACAAGGUUAAAAUUGUAUGUAAAACUUGAAACUGUCAGUAUCCAGGAUAGUUUUUGGUUUUCAGAAAUAUAAAGCAAAAUUGGUUAUAUUUUGAAAAGUUAUUUCUGUGUUUCAUUUAAGAGACAUUAGUAAACCUACAUAUGCUGUUUGGUGACUCCUAGGGAGAUGUGAAUAAAUCUAUUCAUCCUGCA
Messenger RNA from Mastomys coucha (southern multimammate mouse), 1660 nucleotides. It is a transcript of the gene Dusp12, whose product is annotated as dual specificity phosphatase 12. Lineage: Eukaryota; Metazoa; Chordata; Mammalia; Rodentia; Muridae. The record is from RefSeq and is a predicted model, not a curated record. Gene Ontology annotation, cellular component: nucleus. Gene Ontology annotation, biological process: protein dephosphorylation. Gene Ontology annotation, molecular function: protein tyrosine/serine/threonine phosphatase activity. The transcript has 6 exons. Bases 539 to 1171 code for a protein of 210 amino acids.